Nymphaea colorata (pocket water lily) is the source of this 1891-nucleotide messenger RNA. Its product is annotated as agamous-like MADS-box protein AGL30. The record is from RefSeq and is a predicted model, not a curated record. NCBI's taxonomy places the organism in Eukaryota, Viridiplantae, Streptophyta, Magnoliopsida, Nymphaeales, Nymphaeaceae. Gene Ontology annotation, molecular function: protein dimerization activity; RNA polymerase II cis-regulatory region sequence-specific DNA binding; DNA-binding transcription factor activity, RNA polymerase II-specific. Gene Ontology annotation, biological process: regulation of transcription by RNA polymerase II. The coding region runs from base 321 to 1394 and encodes 357 amino acids. The transcript is spliced from 13 exons.
CUACUCACUCUUCUUUUCUCCCCGUUGAGCUGAAAAUCAGGAUUUCUGUUCGGACCUCGAAGGGUCCGACUUUUUCUCUGGUAAAAAAAAUUUUUGCCAUUCACCGCACGCUGCGUCUGGCUUUCGCUCACAGCUGCCGCGGCCGUGGUUGUUGUGGCCUUCGCUCUCCACGAGCUUCUCCGAACGCAGCGGACGGCACCGGCGCCGGAGGUCGGCAAAGGCGCCUUUCACAAGGUGGAAACCUUUUGCAUCUCACAAGGUGGAAACCUUUUGCAUCUAACAAGAGUUCGGAAAAGGAAUAGGAAGUUUCUUUAAACAUAAUGGGAAGAGUUAAAUUAAAAAUCAAGAAGUUGGAAAAUAGCAAUGGCAGACAAGUCACAUACUCCAAAAGAAGGGCAGGGAUUGUGAAGAAAGCUAAGGAACUUUCAAUACUAUGUGACAUUGAUAUCAUCCUUCUUAUGUUUUCACCAACUGGAAAAGCUACAUUAUGCCAUGGAGAGAGAAGUGCUAUUGAAGAUGUUAUUGGAAGGUUUGCUCAAUUAACCCCUCAAGAGCGAGCAAAAAGCAGGAAGUUGGAGAGCCUGGAAGCACUUAAGAAGACCUUCAAGAAGUUGGACCAUGAAGUAAAUAUUCAAGACUUCUUGUGCACAAGCUCGCCAACGGCGGAGGAGUUGAAUAACCAGCUAAAGAUGUUGCAAGCACGCUCAUCUGAGUUGAACAAGAGAUUAAGGUUUUAUCUCUAUUUUAGCUACUGGGUUGACCCAGACAAGAUCAGCAGUUCUGACAGAAUUAGAGCAAUGCAUGAGUCUCUGAAAGAAGCUUUAAGACAGCUUCAUACCUGCAAGGAAAAUUUGAAAAAGCAACAGUUUUUGCCAGUAGAAUGCAGUAAUCAGUUUGAGAGUGGAAUACAUUUGCCUUUGGGUUUGACCACUGAACAACAAGGCAACUCUUUAUGUUGGCUUCCAAAUCAAGAUGCAACACAGCUAAUGUUGAAUGAGGAUCCACACUUGGUAUUAGGACCACGAGAAGUUGAGUGCUCCUCAGAAGCUCCUUUUCCAAGCUUUUCUUCUUAUUUGGAAAUGGGAAAGCAUAUAGAGAUGGAACAGCCAAGGUCAUGUGAUACACUGAACGAGGUAAACAGAAGCUCAUGCCUCAGUUUGCAACUUGGAGCUUUUUACCCUUACCACCCAUAUAACCAGAAUCAUGAUUUUCUUGGAGAAAAGAAGUUCAAGGAUGAAAUGGAGAUGAACAUUCAAGGUUCAUCAAUGGAUUAUCGAGUUCCUAACUUUGGAACACCGAGUUAUGACAAUAACAUGAGCAAUUGGGCUUCCACAUCUGACAAUUGUGCAGUUUCACUUUUUGAUGAGAACUCGUUCCAGCAACAGCAAAACUGAACGACCGGCAUAGCUUUCUGCCGCCUUCAGAGGUAGCUCUUGUAGAUUGCUUACUCCCCGGAUGGAGGUCAAUCAAAUGUACAGUGCGUUAUCAAAAAGUGAUCAUAAUAGCUGAAUUGUAUUCUUAUCAACGUGCUGUUGAAGGCCAGCAAGAGUGGGCGCAUGUAAUGACUACUCAACUACAUUGUUAUAUAUGUAUGCUUCAUACAUCUCGUUUUAGAACAUGGGUGCGGCACAGGGUUGUGGACAGUGAAGUAAAGGUGCCAGAGUUGUUGAACAUCAACCUUCACUGUAGAAAAGUCUUUGUUUUCCUUCCCUGUGAAUGUAAAACCCUAUUAAUCCCGGGUACAUGUCCUGUAAAGGAGGGUUGUCUUCAUUCUCCAAGUGACAUGAAGUUUACAAUUUUUUUUUUGUAAGGGCAAGUUGCUCAUCUAUGAAUAAGGCAUAUUUGGGUUCCCAUUUUUUGGAUUCAACAAGUUGUAAUAAUUUUUCCUUCU